GUGAACGCGCCUGCGCAGUUGGGGAAAGUGUCACAGUGGGGAAAAAUCCUUCCUUUCGGGAUCUGUGGGCGCUUAAUGUUAAGGGAGCUGAAGAAAGAGCGACGCCGUUAAAUAACGCCCAACGCCGCCGGAAAAGCGACGGGAGAGGCGCUGGGAAGAAAGAGGCAAGAGGCAUCGCUGGAUCGACGCAGUGAGGCGAGGAGGGACGGCCGGGUGUGCGGGGAAAAAGAGGAGGAAGCUGGAUCUGUAGUCGUCCGAAGCGGGGCUGUCCGGCCGGAGACGCGCUUAACUAAGAGAAGGCGAGUGGCCGAGCAUCGACAUGGCCGACGCAGAUCUGGACUUCCAGACGGGCGAUGCGGGGGCGUCCACCACCUUCCCCAUGCAGUGCUCCGCCCUGCGCAAGAACGGCUACGUCUUGCUGAAGGGGCGGCCGUGCAAGAUCGUAGAGAUGUCCACCUCCAAGACGGGCAAGCACGGUCACGCCAAGGUCCACAUGGUCGGCAUUGACAUCUUCUCAGGCAAGAAGUAUGAGGACAUCUGUCCCUCUACACACAACAUGGAUGUUCCCAACAUCAAGAGGAUGGAGUACCAGCUGAUCGGCAUCCAGGACGGCUACCUGUCUCUGCUUCAGGACAAUGGUGAGGUGCGGGAGGACCUUAAGAUGCCCGAAGGAGACUUGGGCAAGGAGAUCGAGGCCAAGUUUGAGGCCGGCGAGGAGAUCCUGAUCAGCGUCCUUUCCGCCAUGAAUGAGGAGUGCGCCGUGGCCGUCAAGUCCGUACUCAAGUAAAGGGUGCGGUGAAGCAGCCCGGACCAGAUGAGAAGAGAGGGAAUAAGAGUCCUCCUCUUCAUCAUCUCAUCACUCUCUCUCUAUCUCUCUGCCUUCUACCUUUUUAGGUAUUAAAAAAAACAAAAAAAACGUAGGACAUGUAUUCAGAAUAAAAUUGGAAGCUGUAAACAGAAAAUAUAUGCAUAUAUACCGUAAUGUAGAGCAUCUAUUCAUGUAAUUCACCAAAUACGGGCAUGAAGGGGAUCGAUGUUUUCAAAAUGCGCCACCUUGGCGAUGGCAGACGUUUCCGGUAGGAUUACAGAAAGGUUUUUCCUGGCUGGUUUUAAGGGCUUUUAUAUCUCAUGUCAGCCUCUCUCCCGUGUUUAAUAUUGUUCCUCUGUGUUACUUUCCGGAUCAUUCUGUAGCCCCUUCCAUCCCUUGUGUAUCUAAUACUUGUUUAGGGAUUGCGAGUAUCACAGUGAGUAUUAAGGGUAGGAGUAUCUAAGGAGUACCAUCAGUUUUUCCAUCAUUUUAACCAUACAUUGUAAGUCAUAUGCAGCUAGACUGGUCUUUGUUUAGCAAAAAUCUUGUUAAAAAGAAACACUUUUUGUAUGAAUACCAGCAACAAUACAUUGAAUAUUAAGUUUUGAGAAUUUCACAGUAAGGAAAUUAAAACGCCGAUUCACAGCACCCCGUGUCGCGCCGCAGUUUAAUUUUUCCGAGUCCGCAUGGCUGACCGUGCCCACUGCUAACCCCGCCCCCCUCACAAAAAAUGAUUGGCAGGUUCCUGACUCGGCUGCAGCAUUGCAGCUUAUCGAUUGGCCAUUCGCUGCUGUCCCUCGGGCUUCAUUAGAUGAUGCGGACGGUGCCCAUUGAUCUCCGUCUGAGGCGGAGCAAAAAAAUAAAAUUAAAAAUCACGGUGCCUCUCGGAGCUUAGAUGCCUUUACCUCGCCUUUCGGGAUUUUUGUCACGUUCGUAAUGACAAAAAUGAGUCGUGCAGCGUAACGGUAGUAGAGGGUCAAUGGACUGGCGGGUGUAAUUUGCCAAGUCUUGCUGUUAGCGACAGUAUCUGCGAUUUUGUGUGAUCUCCUCGCUGCCUCUGGCACGGAGCGGCCUGUAACGCGGCCUCUCCGUGUACAGUUCACGCCCGAAGGGUGUCCUGUCAGAGUGUAAAAUCUGCCAGUCGUUUCCAGUCGUGGACAAGAUCUCGCGCGCGUCAGCCUCACAGCAGGUCAACUGCGUAUUUAUUGUGUGAUUAUAACGAGGCGUUUGUCUGCUCACCAUGCCCCGGAGCAGCUCAACACGUCACAUCGCGGCCCCACCCGUAUCCUCUGCAUUUCCAAUUGUUAACUUUGCACCAAGUUAACAACUUUGCUCGGCUUUCCACGCUGAUCCGUUUGGUUUACGUUUGACCCGAGGACGACCUGGCGCCAGAACCGCCACCUAAAGGUGCCGGGAGACGACCGGCCACACCUUCCGGAAGCUUCUCCUACCACUUUUGGCGACGAGCAUCACCUGUUCAGAUAUCAGCAUAGCUGACUCUUUCGAUUGCAAAUCCUAGAAAAUGUUUUUUUUUUUUUUUUUAUCAAUAUUAUGGGGAACAAAACUGCUGAAAUCUGGAAAUGUUAACCCUUCACAUGCUGCAUGGUUUUGCUGUGGUCCAGACAGCCAAAGGAGGUCCACUGGCUGGGAUUUAUGCUGCUGCUGUGUUAGAACCACUUCCCCCAUGGAUGCAGAUAUAGAGAUUUGUAUAGAAUAUAACUCCCAAUGCCACAAGUGGGCGUUGAGGUAGCCCUUCUAGUAUCGCAAAGUAACGCUAAGAUUGGGCGAUAAAGGAUCAGAAUGUAACUUGAGCUCAUUGUUGCUACACAAGUGAAACAUCUCCUCCUGUUCCCCGCAAGCAUCUUUUAAUCCACUUGCAUCACGGUCACGUACGUUAAAUAAGUACUAAAACUUCAAAGAUACAUAGUGGCAGGACUGGUAACCCGGGGAAACGAGAUGGGCACUGCCGGAUGGGGAGGGGAGGGACGUCCCUGUUUCCGAAGAUUCGCUGCUGUCAGCCCACCCGCCCUCCUCCAGCAGUCUGCGCGUGCCGCCUCGGCAAGCCCCAGUGGACGCGAGGGGAGUCUGGAGCAGAGGUCACUGUGAUGACGCCCCCCCCCCCCCCCCCCCCCCGGAGGAGCCAAGCACACACUGCAGACCUGCUUUUGUUACGCGAUUCUUUUAUUUUUGUAGGAUGCACAUCUGUUUAAUCUCAGAAAAUAAACUUUACCAGUGGA
Messenger RNA from Brienomyrus brachyistius, 3045 nucleotides. Its product is annotated as eukaryotic translation initiation factor 5A-1-like. The record is from RefSeq and is a predicted model, not a curated record. The transcript is spliced from 6 exons. The coding region runs from base 320 to 787 and encodes 155 amino acids. Lineage: Eukaryota; Metazoa; Chordata; Actinopteri; Osteoglossiformes; Mormyridae. Gene Ontology annotation, molecular function: ribosome binding; translation elongation factor activity; RNA binding. Gene Ontology annotation, biological process: positive regulation of translational elongation; positive regulation of translational termination.